GUUCAGACUCGCCCUGCCUCCCUUCGCUCUCCAAGAAACCCGGAGAAAGUCCCAGCCUGGUCCUCCUCCACCACACACCGAGCUCAAUGAGCGCCGAGCUUGUCCGCACACACGCCUAGUUUCGCCCGGUCGUCACUCGAGCCCAGGAAUGCCAUGGCCACUCAGCCCAACCAGGACUACUUCCGCUCGGUCAGCAGCGAGUCCACUACCUACAUGAUGGUGCCUGCGAGCGGCCGCAGAGAGUCUCCGUCCAAGCUGUGGCUCGCCAUGGUGGUGAUUGUGGUGGUGGUGCUGCAGAUCGCCUCCACCACCGGACUCUUCCUCUACCUAAACAUGUCCCUGUCCCAGGUGAAGAACCAAGGCGUAACAGAAGAGCUGCGAUGUCUGGGAUUGCUCAAUGCCCUGGAUAAAAACCGGGAUAUUCCCGAGGACCUGGCCCAGCUCUUAGGAGAAUCCUGCAUCAAACUGGCUGAAGGCAUCAAGGCCUACAUCUCUAAGGUAACAGAGAAUAUCAUCUCCAGACAGACAUUACAAGAAGCGAGAACCAUACCACAUAGUUACAACACUACAGGGGUAAAGUUUGUGACACAGAGACCUUCAGCCCACCUUACACUCAGCAGCGUACAAGGUGCCACCCCUCAGUAUCCGAGUCCGCAGGCGGACUUGCACCAGUCAUGCCGCCACCCCGUGCGCUCCUGGGCCAAUCAGAGCUUCGGCGCCCACCUGCACAACAUGACACUGGCCAAUGGGCGUCUCCGCGUGCCUCAGGAUGGCCGCUACUACCUGUAUGCGCAGGUCUACUUCCGCUACCCGUCACCCAGCGAGGGCGAGCAGAAGGGCACCAGCCACCAGCUGGUUCAGUGCAUCUACAAGAAAACAUCAUACCUGAGACCCAUCCAGCUGCUGAAGGGUGUAGGCACCAAGUGCUGGGCACCUGACGCUGAAUACGCCCUGCACUCCGUCUACCAGGGAGGUCUGUUCGAGCUGCGCGCUGGCGACGAGGUGUUCGUGUCCGUCUCCUCCCCCUCAAUGGUGCACGCUGAGGACUCCUCCAGCUACUUCGGAGCUUUCCGGCUGGACCUGUGAGGGCGGAUCAGAGAGACUGCGCCAAGGUUACAUUACCCAAGAGGCACUGGGAGGUUUUCGUUGUCUCUAUGUGGUCCGAGGAGACAGCUCAGACAUUGCAUUGUUUUAUUUUCUUUUAAUAGAAUGAGAUUUUUUUUAUAUAUGUGAAGGAAGUGGUUCAGACAAUUGGACUCCCUUUUUUUUUUAAGGCGGAAGAAUGUAUGUAUAUUUUUAAAAGCACAUCAAAGAUGUGGAUCUUGGAAACGGUAGCAAAAAGGACAGCAGGAUUGCCAGAACUUUGUGAGGCUUCAUCUGUGCCAAUCAUGUGCAUGUUUGAUGUAUGAGAAGAAAAACUGAGCUUUCGCCUCAGGCCACUGGGCAUCGGAUAUAAUGCAUUUUUCAAAUAUAUUCAGAUGCAAGCAGAGAAGAGUGUGCCAGGGGAAAGAGGAGAGGUGUAUGCUGUGCAGAUGUAAGAAUUCUCUGUGGCCAGUCCAACCAGUGGAGCAGCAUGCAAUCACAGAUAGAGACCAGAUACCACCACCUAGACUCACUCUCUCUCUCUCUAUCUCUCUCUCUCUUUCACACAAACACAAACACAAACACACACACACACACAGAGACAAUGCAGAAUGCACUUGCUUAACCCAGUAAGCCAGAGAUGUGGGUACAAGAGAUUUGUUGCUCCUUUCAUUGAGUAGUCAGACUCAGUAAAUCAAAGGCACCGACAUGCUUACUUUCAAAUACACAUAAAUCAUAUACUCCCACUUAUGUCCUGCUUUCUAAAAGCAGACACGCCUCAGUCACCCAAACACAAACACGCCCUCAUUCAACAAGAACGCAGUCCACUCAGCUCGGACAUCUGUGAUUUAAAAAAGAGUGUAUGAAAGGUUAAACAAACAGGGUGCCAUACAGUUUAAAUGUCACACCCGUGGCCUUUUAAUGCUUUGUUUUCUCUAAAACAACAUUCACAUGAUCACAAACAUUUUCAGUGGAAUGACAUGUAUGUAACCUUUCUUUCUUUCUCUCUCUCUCUCUCCUUCUCUUCUCAGUUGUGUGUGUAUGUAUAUAUACAGUACAUGGUGGCUAUUUAAGUUUUCAGCAUGCCUCAUAUAUUGGGAGUGAAUAACGCAGGAGAUGUGACCUCAACUUCAACCUACUGAGGUUCUGAACAAGCAAAUGGUGACUGCAAAUGAGAAGAAAAAUCAGCAGGCCAACGUCUCUGCCAAUACAUAUCAUUUGAUGGACAACAGACUAAGGGUGAGGCAAUAAUGUGUAAUAUAAAUGGCCAGAUUCUUGAGAAAAGGCCAAGUUGGACUUCAGUGUAAUUUUUUUUUUCUUCCUGACUGGACUCCAGCCUGAAGUUUCUGAUAAUGCCACUAUUCUCAAGGCCUAAAAAACCAACUGCUGCCAAUACACAAUACACACAGGAGUGAAAUGCACAGCCCAAGCACUUUCUGUUUCCUUUCCCAAGGACUUGGCUGUGAGCCACAAUAGACGUUAUAAAUCAUCAUCUCCAUCUGGGACGACAUCUUGGAAGGAGUAAAUGCAUCAAGGAGACAUAUUUUGCAACAGGCGUAAUCGAUUCGAGCGAGCAUGAAUGCGCAAUAUCAGUCAUUGUAAAUGCAAAUGCCGAAGUGCCUUUCAGUGCUGCAUUGAUUUGAAUGUGUUAGCGUGCGAGGCUAUUGGACUUGGUCUGCACAAUAAGUAUAACAGAGGUUAUGGCAGGGUGUUACAAGUGAUUUGGCAGAGUCUGAGCAACAAAAAAAAAAGACUAAACAGAAUCAAAAGUAUGUUAUGAUUCAUAUUACUAGCUCAAGCCUCAACUUUUAGGCUAGGAUUUAUGCUCAAUUUGCUCUGUGUAAACUACAACUUGUUUCCAAAAUCUGUUAUCUCUAGCACAGCUACAGCUGAAAGCUGGCACGCAUGUCCGUUCCUCGUUUGUGUGAAAGAAUAUAACUCUCCAUACCAGCAGGUGGCAGUAGUCUGUCUUCAUAAUCAAAGACUCACCGGUUUGGUCUCACAUCUCACACUACCGCAGUAAAUAGUAUGUCAUUAUCAUACACCAUCUACUGAGCAGGUAUCCUGGCUUACUACAUUAGUAUACGAUUUAGUACAGUAGUAUGCAGAGGUGCCGACGUCUAUAGUUUUGCCUUAAUAUUAACAAGUUUUGACUCCUUGCUGUGACAAAACAGGAGAUACAUCAAAACUUUUGUUGUUUUAAGCUAAAGCAGUAGUCAAAUAACUCUCAAACACAAAUAAACUACAUGCAGCAUAAAAAGCCAAUUCACUGAAGGGGAAAGGACGCAGCCAUGAAAGACACGCAAUCUUUAUCUGGAUGAAUUUUGACCUGUGAAUUCACAAACUGUGGUUUUGUGGCCAAUAGAAAACAAGAUGGUGGAGCUAUGUUCUCUGAUAGGUAAAAGUGCACGGUGCUGUUUAUUAUUUAUGCUGUUAGCAUGGAGCCAUUUCUUCAUUCAACAUAUGCUAUAUGGCCAAAAGUAUGUGGACACCUGACCAUCACACCUCUAUGUGUUCCUUCCCCAAACUGUUGUAACAAAGUUGGAAGCACGUAAUUGUCUAGAAUGUCUUUAUAUGCUGUAGCGUUAUGAUUUCCCUUCACUGGAACUAAGAGACCCAAACCUGUUCCCGCAUGACUGUCCCUGUGCACAAAGCGAGCUCCAUGAUGACAUGGUUUAUCGAGGUUGAUGUGAAAGAUCUCGAGUGUCCUGCACAGAGCCCUGACCUCAACCCCACUGAACACCUUUGGGAUGGACUGGAAUGCCAACUCCAUAUUAAUGCCCAUGGUUUUGGAAAGGGAUGUUCUGUUUGUGAUGGUGAGGUGUCAACAUACUUUUGGCCUUAUAGUGUAUGCUAGGAUUUUUGUGGUAAAAUUAAGUUCUUUCUCUCUACCUGCUAGGACUUUGUUGCUUGGUGUGUACCUGAACAAACUAAUCUAGCUAGACACUUAUUUUUUUUGUAUGCGCUGUCUUGUGAUUGUAGUUUGCUUGUCACUUCUUUUCUCCUGCACAGAAUACUUUUUCCAUGCCACCAAUUCAACUGGUGUUGAUGAGAACCAACAGUACGGAACAAGCCACAUAAAAGCUAUGAGAGUUAGCCACUCACACAUAAUGUCCUCGAACUACCAGCAGUCAGCUUGCUGUGUCAGGGUCCUUACCAGAAACAGUCACGUCUGGUUGCACAGAAGCCCAACAGGGCCAAAUGUUUGCCCACGAGUAACCCCACACCAAUCCAAAGCACAUGCAACUGUGUGAGGGUGAGCAAUUCAGAAUUUCACUAUGGAAUACCGGCUAAACACACAAACUCCACUACAAACAAGCAAACACUACACUCUGACCCUGAUAUUGAGUGUUAGUGAGUGGCAGGUAACAGGUCACCAUGGACAGGCUAAAACAGUUACACUCUGCAGAAUCCCAGCGGCUUUAAACAGAUUCCAGACGGGAUCGCUUUCUCGAUAGACAGCGAGUAACCAAAUGUGAAAACGGUGGAAGAAACGUGUCUUAAAGUAAAUAUGUGUGUGAGUGUGAGUGUGAGUGUGUGUGUGUGUGAGAGUGUGUGAGUAUGAGUGUGUUUGUGUCUUGGAGAUGAUUGUACAACAUAGUGGAUGCCAAUUCAUAAAAUGCCCAGAUCUGAAAUAUUAAUGAACUGUUUGAGUUUUAUUCGAGACCAGACUGUGUUGCGGUGAAGUUUUUUUUGGAAAAAAAAAAAAAAAAAAAAAAAAAAUGAAUGUAGUCCGAACCCCGUGAGCAAUACAGAACAAAGGGGCUUUUGUAUUUCUUCUUCUGCCCAGGGCUGUGUAUGUUUUUUUUUUCUUUCGAAUUGUUCAUAAUCUUUAAAUCACCAAUAUGUGGGUCUCAUUUUUCCUUUGAUGAAAGAUAACGUGCACUGUUUACCACUGUUGUUUUCUCUCUAUAAGAAUGUACAAAUGUCUGAGGUUGAGUUUUUUUUUCUGUAAAAAAAGAAAUCCUUUGAUCUUUUGUGAUCUGUGAUUUUGAGGGACAUGUGUCAUUUCUAACAAUUAAAGUGCUUGUUUUCCAGCA
Molecule: messenger RNA, 5123 nt
Organism: Pangasianodon hypophthalmus (striped catfish)
Lineage: Eukaryota; Metazoa; Chordata; Actinopteri; Siluriformes; Pangasiidae
Gene: tnfsf10l
Product: TNF superfamily member 10, like
Exons: 5
Coding region: 154-1086 (310 amino acids)
Biological process (GO): immune response
Cellular component (GO): membrane
Molecular function (GO): tumor necrosis factor receptor binding
Source: RefSeq, a predicted model, not a curated record